Molecule: messenger RNA, 969 nt
Organism: Podarcis muralis (Common wall lizard)
Lineage: Eukaryota; Metazoa; Chordata; Lepidosauria; Squamata; Lacertidae
Gene: MSGN1
Product: mesogenin 1
Biological process (GO): regulation of transcription by RNA polymerase II; mesoderm formation
Cellular component (GO): nucleus
Molecular function (GO): protein dimerization activity; DNA-binding transcription factor activity, RNA polymerase II-specific; RNA polymerase II cis-regulatory region sequence-specific DNA binding
Source: RefSeq, a predicted model, not a curated record
CAGGAAAUCAUUCCCGCUUUCCCCCUUGCCACAAAUCGGGCCAGGCUUUGGUGAGCAUGGAAGGGAGCGCGGAGUCAGAGAACUCUUCCUACUUCUCCUCAUGGGACUGGAAGACUGGGCCUCUGGAGCUCAGCCAGAGCUCAUCUCCCCAGAGCAUCUCUCCAUCCCCUUCCUUCGAAUCCUAUGCAUCCUCGCCUUGUCCCCUUGUGAUGGAGAUGCCCUGUGCCAGCAGCAGCACCGACAGCAGCAACAGGAGCUAUAACCUGAUGGACUUUCCUCCUGUCUAUCUCCCGGGCCCUGGCCAGGGCAAAGCCCUAGCCAAGGGCUCCAAAGUCAGGAUGUCCGUUCAGCGCCGGAGAAAGGCUAGCGAAAGGGAGAAGCUGAGGAUGAGGACCUUGGCCGAAGCGCUGCACACUCUUCGCAACUACCUGCCUCCCGUCUACAGCCAAAGGGGUCAGCCUCUCACCAAGAUACAGACGCUGAAAUACACCAUCAAGUACAUCAGCGAGCUCACAGACCUGCUGAACAGCAUCAAGCAAGUAUAGAGAGGCCUGGGAGACUCUGGGAAGGUUUCCUCACUGAGAAAGCAGGAGUCUUUCCCCCCUUUCUUUAAGGAGUAACUUUCCAUCGGACAAGCGUGGACCUGUUCAGAAGCUGCUCUGCAAACAAGCUGAUCUAAAGGGAGCUGCCCACAGUUGCAUGUUUGUAUCGGACGAGGCAAAGGAGGACCAGAUCUCAGUCAGGAACAAUGGUGACAGUGUGGUUUUGAAAGGAUCAUGAUUCCACAGAACAAUUUUUUAAAAUUAAUUAUAGCUGACCAAAUUUCUUCUGCUUAGGUAUGCUUUUGAGUUGGUGAUCUGUGGACUUCUUUCAUUUUUUUUCUUUUUAAACCCUGUAUGUUUGCUAUCAUGUCUCUUUGCAGUUUGUAGGCACUUUAUAUUAGCUGCAGGAUAAAUAUGUGUAUGAUUA